ACGUUUUCGCGCUAUGCUGUGAGAUAACGCUUGUGGUUCGGCUAAAAUCAGGCUACAGUCGCCUAAGUGUCAUGAGACCUGCGCUUAUGUAACAUUUUUGUCCCUGAAACACACCAGUUUUCACUAAUAGUGGUUGUUUACCUUCUCCAGAAAGCGAGGGUACUGUAUCUCCACUAAAACGCCAUAAUGUUACGGCGCUGCUCAAAACAUUUGCAGACCUUAUACCGGAGGCAAGGGCAGAGCCUCCGGUUCAGGUCGUCAGAGGUGCCCAAGGUCUAUGGGGCGCUGCCCCAGGCCGCAACGAGGGUCCAGAGGGGGGUCGUCGCCGCCCACAACCAGGUCGCCUCCAUACAUUUCUCGAAUCCGCUCCUUGCGGAACAGGACGUGCCUUGCCCGGCGUUCCCGGACUCCGUGUCCGAGGGUGACGUGAAGCUCAUCAAGGCGGUUGGUGAGAGCGUCGCGGCCGACGAGGUCGUCCUCGAGAUCGAGACCGACAAAACCGCAAUUCCCGUUAUGGCUCCCGGUCAUGGAGUGAUAAAGGAGUUGUACGUCAAAGACGGUGAUACCGUGAAAGCCGGGCAGAAGCUGUUCAGGAUGGACGUCACAGGUGAGGCGCCGACAAAGGCGGCCGCGCCCGCCGCGGCGCCCGAGCCUCCUAAGGAAAAAGCCGCUCCUCCACCGCCGCCGCCGCCACCAGCAGCCGCGGCACCGCCCCCGCCGCCGCCUCCCCAGGCGGCAGCGCCCCCGCCACCACCGCCGCCCCCGAGGCCCGCUGCGCCGCCGUCCGGGGCUCCCAUCUCCUCGAUCCCCGUAGCGGCGAUCCGUCACGCGCAGGCCAUCGAGACGGCGACCGUCAAAGUCCCGCCCACGGACUACAGCAAAGAGAUCGCUGGCACGCGCACGGAGCAGCGCGUCAAGAUGAACCGCAUGCGGCAGCGCAUCGCGCAGCGGCUGAAGGAUGCGCAGGACACCAACGCGAUGCUAACGACGUUCAACGAGAUCGACAUGUCGAACAUCAUGGCGUUCAGGAAGAAGCAUCUCGACGCGUUCACCAAGAAGCACGGCAUCAAACUGGGCCUGAUGUCGCCGUUCGUGAAGGCCGCCGCCAACGCUCUGAUGGACCAGCCGGUGGUCAACGCGGUCAUCGAGGGCACCGAGAUUAUAUACCGUGACUACGUAGACAUUUCUGUGGCGGUCGCGACGCCUAAAGGCCUGGUCGUGCCGGUCAUCAGGAACGUACAGAACAUGACGUACGCCGACAUCGAGCUGACCAUCGCCGGGUUGGCCGCGAAGGCGAGAGACGGCAAGCUGACGAUUGAGGAGAUGGACGGUGGCACCUUCACGAUCAGCAACGGAGGAGUGUUCGGCUCCUUGAUGGGCACGCCGAUCAUCAACCCGCCUCAGUCGGCUAUCCUCGGCAUGCACGCGACCUUCGACCGGCCUGUAGCGCUGAACGGGCAGGUGGUGAUCCGACCGAUGAUGUACAUCGCCCUCACCUACGAUCACAGGCUAAUCGACGGCCGUGAAGCGGUCAUGUUCCUGAGAAAAAUCAAGCAGGGCGUGGAGGACCCAGCGACGAUCAUCGCCGGAUUGUAAAUUAGAAUCUAGUAUUCGAGCGCCGUCCGGCCGCGCGGAACGAGUAUUUGAACAGAUCUAGUUACCAUAUGCGUUUGACACGCACGUAAUAUGAAACUACCCGGCCGGUCGGUUUUAAAAAGAAAUCAUGUAAAAUAUCACGAUUAAAACUUAGUAGCGAUUUAGUUGCUUCAGGUGGUGCACGUCUCUGCUCGUUUGUUUGUAUUUAUUGAAUACGUUCGUAUUGUGUAUUGUAUUAUUUAUCGCGUUUUAAGUAUAAUGAAUAACAAUCAAAACAAGUACAUUUCCUCAAUGUGACGACCUCAAA
Messenger RNA from Pectinophora gossypiella (pink bollworm), 1903 nucleotides. Its product is annotated as dihydrolipoyllysine-residue succinyltransferase component of 2-oxoglutarate dehydrogenase complex, mitochondrial-like. The record is from RefSeq and is a predicted model, not a curated record. Gene Ontology annotation, cellular component: oxoglutarate dehydrogenase complex. Gene Ontology annotation, molecular function: dihydrolipoyllysine-residue succinyltransferase activity. The transcript has 2 exons. Bases 187 to 1596 code for a protein of 469 amino acids. Lineage: Eukaryota; Metazoa; Arthropoda; Insecta; Lepidoptera; Gelechiidae. Gene Ontology annotation, biological process: tricarboxylic acid cycle.